CAGUUGCGUGCCGUGCGAACAAACGGGACCAUGACCAGUAACAGCACCAGCUGGUCGCGCUAAUUGGAAAAUUAAACAGAUUUUUGUGUGUACUGUGUACAUUAUGCAUAAUAAAAACAAAUACGCGAGAAUUUUUUGGUGUUUCGUGUGAAGUUUGACAAAUUGAUAAGUGAGUGGCCAGACGGGAGUUGUACGCAUAUUCGCUCCGGUCCUCAAAUCGGACACACAAACAAACACACACACCCGCAGAGUUUUGUAACGCAACACGAGAGGGUCCGUGAAAGAGAGUCUGGAAGUGAGAGCCGCCCCGCAAUAAUUACACACCAACACCAGCACACGCAGCAGUCAUACAAUAGUAGAUCCCUCCUACUCCUCCUUGUACACGUCCACGUCCGUUCCCCGCGCUUCAAACAUAAGGAAUUUCAAAUAAAAUUGGAAAUGCAAAUGCAAAAUGAAUGACGAGGAGAACGCCAAUAAUGUGCCUGGCGCCCAGGCGCAGAGUACGGACCAGUUGGCCAGCCAGGCGGCGACUCCCUCCCGUAUCCGCCUGCCCAUUGUGGGCAUGACAUGCCAGUCGUGCGUGCGGAACAUACAGGAUAACAUUGGCAAACGACCGGGGGUGCUCGUGGCUCGGGUGGCGCUCGAGGAGAAUGCCGGCUACUUCGACUACGAUGCCAGCCUGAUCGAUGCGCCGCAGAUAGCCGAAGCCAUCGACGAUAUGGGCUUUGAGUGCAGCUACAGCACGGCCCUAACCAAUAUCCGGGUGGUGGGCAUGACCUGUCAGUCGUGUGUGCGGAAUAUCGAGGGGAAUAUUGGGACCAAACCAGGCAUCCAGCACAUCGAGGUGCAGCUGGCGGCCAAGAAUGCCCGCGUCCAAUACGAUCCCGGCCAGCUGACGCCCGACGAAAUAGCCGAACUCAUCGAUGACAUGGGCUUUGAGGCGAGUGUGGCGGCGGCGGCGGCCACCAGUGGCAGCAACAGUCGGUCGUCGACUCCAAAGACCAACAGUCCUGCCCCCUCGCCACGACAGUCGCCCCGCAGGGAUACGGUGCCGGAUAAGAAGCACGCACAGAAUGGCACGGCCACAGCGAUACCCGUGGAACAGGAGGCGCUCACAAAGUGUUUCCUUCACAUACGUGGCAUGACCUGCGCCAGCUGUGUGGCGGCCAUCGAGAAGCAUUGCCGGAAGAUAUACGGCCUGGACAGCAUACUGGUGGCGCUGCUGGCCGCCAAGGCGGAGGUCAAGUUCAAUGCGAAUGUCCUAACGGCGGAGAACAUUGCAAAAUCCAUCACGGAGCUGGGCUUCCCCACCGAGCUCGUUAACGAGCCGAACAACGGGGAGGCGGAGGUGGAGCUAGAGAUUGGCGGCAUGACAUGUGCCUCGUGCGUCAACAAGAUCGAGAGCCAUGUGCUCAAGGUGCGGGGAGUGACGGCUGCCUCGGUAACGCUGAUGACGAAACGCGGCAAGUUCCGCUACAGCACCGAGGACACGGGUCCGCGGAGCAUCUGCGAGGCAAUCGAGGGACUGGGAUUCGAGGCCAAGCUGCUGACGGGCCGCGACAAGAUGGCCCACAAUUAUCUGGAGCACAAGGAGGAGAUACGCAAGUGGCGGAACGCAUUCCUCGUCUCGCUGAUCUUCGGGGGUCCCUGCAUGGUGGCCAUGAUCUACUUCAUGCUGGAGAUGAACGACAAGGGGCACGCGAACAUGUGCUGCCUGGUGCCGGGCCUCUCGAUGGAGAAUCUGGUGAUGUUUCUGCUCUCAACGCCGGUGCAGUUCUUUGGCGGCUUUCACUUCUAUGUGCAGUCGUACAGGGCCAUCAAGCACGGCACCACCAACAUGGAUGUGCUCAUCUCGAUGGUCACCACCAUCUCCUAUGUGUACUCGGUGGCGGUGGUCAUUACGGCCGUUCUCCUCGAGCAGAACAGCUCGCCGCUCACGUUUUUUGACACGCCGCCGAUGCUGUUGAUCUUCAUCUCGCUGGGCCGAUGGCUGGAGCACAUUGCCAAGGGCAAAACAUCGGAGGCACUGUCCAAGCUGCUCUCCCUGAAAGCCGCCGACGCCCUGCUGGUGGAGAUCUCGCCGGACUUUGACAUUGUCAGCGAGAAGGUCAUCUCCGUGGACUAUGUACAGCGGGGGGACAUACUCAAGGUGAUACCUGGCGCCAAGGUGCCAGUCGAUGGCAAGGUGCUCUAUGGCCAUUCGACCUGCGACGAGUCCCUCAUUACGGGCGAAUCCAUGCCGGUGGCCAAGCGCAAGGGGGCCGUUGUCAUCGGUGGGUCCAUCAAUCAGAACGGUGUGCUAUUGGUCGAGGCAACGCACACGGGUGAGAAUACGACGCUCGCGCAGAUCGUACGGCUCGUGGAGGAGGCGCAAACGAGCAAGGCGCCCAUUCAACAGCUGGCGGAUCGCAUUGCCGGCUACUUUGUGCCCUUUGUGGUGCUGGUGUCCAGCAUAACGCUCAUCGCCUGGAUUGUCAUUGGCUUCUCGAAUCCCGAUCUGGUGCCCGUCGCUAUGGAGCACAAAAUGCACAUGGAUCGCAAUACGAUAAUUGUUAGCUAUGCGUUCAAGUGUGCGCUGAGUGUCCUGGCCAUUGCCUGUCCCUGUGCGCUGGGCCUGGCCACACCCACAGCCGUAAUGGUGGCCACUGGCACCGGAGCCAUCAACGGUGUGCUGGUCAAGGGUGCCACUGCACUGGAAAAUGCACACAAGGUGAAAACUGUGGUGUUUGACAAGACGGGAACCAUCACCCAUGGCACACCGAUGACCAGCAAGGUGACCCUCUUCGUGCCACCCCAGGUGUGCAGCCUGGCGCGUGCUCUGACCAUUGUGGGCGCUGCCGAACAGAAUAGCGAACAUCCCAUUGCCUCGGCCAUUGUGCUGUUUGCCAAGGAUAUGCUAAACGUGGGAGCCGUUGCCGCUGCCCAGCAGGGCGGUAAUUUCGGCAAGAGUUCCCAUUUCCAGGCAGUGCCCGGCUGUGGCAUUCGCGUGAGCGUCUCCAACUACGAACAGACGCUGCGGCAGGCCUGCAAUGCGGAGCGGAUCAUCAACUAUGAGAAUCUGUACCGCCAGCAUCCGCAGAGCUCCAUCAAUGUGGAUAAUGGGGCCAGUGUGGAGCAUUUGAUGCCACAGCGGGAUGUGCGCAAGUCCAUGGAAGUGGCACAACAGCAGCUGCUGGCCCUCGACGGCGUUGUCGGUGUGGAGCAGAAGCUGAUCGACGGCCCGGAGAUCAAUGUGCUGAUUGGCAAUCGCGAGUGGAUGCAGCGGAAUGCCAUCGAAGUGCCGCUCGAGAUUGGCGACUGUAUGACGCACGAGGAGCGCAAGGGACACACGGCAGUGCUGUGCGCGUUGAACGGGCAGCUGGUGUGCAUGUUUGCCGUCUCGGAUAUGGUCAAGCCGGAGGCACAUUUGGCCGUCUACACGCUCAAGAGUAUGGGCAUCGAUGUGGUCCUGCUGACGGGCGACAACAAGAACACGGCAGCGAGCAUAGCCAGAGAGGUGGGCAUUCGCACUGUUUAUGCCGAGGUGCUGCCAUCCCAUAAGGUGGCCAAAAUCCAAAGGAUUCAGCAGCGCGGCAUACGCGUGGCCAUGGUCGGUGAUGGCGUAAACGAUAGCCCAGCGCUGGCGCAGGCCGAUGUGGGCAUCACGAUAGCGGCGGGCACAGAUGUGGCUGCCGAGGCCUCGGACAUUGUCCUGAUGCGCAACGAUCUGCUGGAUGUGGUCGCCUGCCUGGAUCUCUCGCGGUGCACAGUGCGUCGCAUACGCUAUAACUUUUUUUUUGCCAGCAUGUACAAUCUGUUGGGCAUACCGCUGGCCAGCGGCCUCUUUGCCCCGUACGGCUUCACCCUGCUGCCGUGGAUGGCCUCGGUGGCCAUGGCCGCCAGUUCGGUGAGCGUUGUAUGCUCCUCGCUGCUGCUGAAAAUGUACCGCAAGCCAACGGCCAAGACACUUCGAACGGCCGAUUAUGAGGCGCAUCUGGCCGCCGAGCGGGCGCGUCGCAAUGGCUCCUCCUCGGAGUCGGAACUGGACAAUCUGUCGCUGCAUCGCGGACUCGACGAUCUGCCCGAGAUCGGUGGCAAGCGGUUGGCCUUCAAGCGCUCAAACACUUCGCUCAUUUCGCGUAUUUUCAUGCAAGGCAACGGCGGCAUUGGCGGCCACUCAUCGACGGACAAACAUGAGGAGGGGCUGCUCGAUGCCGACGACCAGUACGACGGACUCACCAAAAUCGUGAAGAGUCGAUACCUCAGCGACAGCACAGAGCUUCAAAAGCUGUGAGUGCGACGGGAUGGGAUGGAACUGAAAUCCGCACAGGCCACAGGACAAAACAAAUUUGCAGUGUAAUAAUAAUUGUAAAGUAAAAAAUGAAAUGAAAUG
Drosophila obscura is the source of this 4372-nucleotide messenger RNA. It is a transcript of the gene ATP7, whose product is annotated as copper-transporting ATPase 1. Gene Ontology annotation, cellular component: perinuclear region of cytoplasm; trans-Golgi network; membrane. Gene Ontology annotation, biological process: copper ion homeostasis; monoatomic cation transport. Gene Ontology annotation, molecular function: ATP hydrolysis activity; P-type divalent copper transporter activity; copper ion binding. The record is from RefSeq and is a predicted model, not a curated record. Lineage: Eukaryota; Metazoa; Arthropoda; Insecta; Diptera; Drosophilidae.